This is a messenger RNA of Scatophagus argus, 1476 nucleotides long. RefSeq names its product serine protease FAM111A-like. The record is from RefSeq and is a predicted model, not a curated record. Lineage: Eukaryota; Metazoa; Chordata; Actinopteri; Scatophagidae.
AGUGCACAGUUUAGAAAAAAUGCUGAAAAAAACAAAAGCAAGGAGCUUGUUAUGGUAAGAGAGGGAAAAGCUAUCAGUUCACACUUUCCGUGCAGUUUAAUUAAGAAUGAACAGCUGACUAUAAAGUACAUUAAAGCUGUAGGGAAGCAGAAGCAGUCAGUCGAAAAUCACUACUAUGUUGAUCCCAGAAAGAAGGGACCAUCUGACGAGCUUGUGAUGUUUCAUGUGCUGACAAAAGGAGGUAAAGAUAUAAAGAAAAUCAUGAAAAACCCAGAACUAAAAUCAAACAUGGACGAAUUAAUCUUAAGCAUGAAAGGGGAUAAAGUGAAUCAAGCUCUAGCAAGAGACGAUCACUUUCUGAAUAUUGUGUUCAAAAUGGACUGUGUGCUCUCUGACAAAAGCGCUGAAGUGACCACUGAAAUGUCCAAUCUCGUCGACGAUCUUAACAGUGCAAAAUUCAAGAUCAUACUGCUCAGUAGAUCUAGUCCACCACACAGUAAGUCUGGCAGUCCUGAUGAUGCUUACACAAUGAAAAAAGAACCUCAUACACUGGACGGAAACCCUGAUCCUCUGCAGGAGUCUGCCACAGCUGAGUCUGUGAGGGACACCACACCAAAAGAGGAACCAGAUCUAAAUUGUAAUGUGGCACCAGAAAAUUUUUUGGUGAAAUACCAAAUUCAAAAAAGACACAAGUUCACUUGUCUUCGCAGUUUGAAGUUUUGGUGAUGGAUGAAAAUUCAGCCAGUACCUAAGGGUUAUCCUGUACACAAUCUUUUCCGUGUGGAGUAUGGAAAGAGUGCUAAGACGUGCAGGGAAGUGAGAACGAUGAAGAAACUGAUGGAGCUCAGUGAUUCUGUUUGCCAUGUGAGAAUAAACGGGAGAUUGCUGGAAAGUGGUUUUCUCCUCUUUGAGAAGUUUGUCCUCACAAAUGGCCAUGUAGUUAGGAACAUUUAUAAUGAGAGCACACGACAAGUUUAUGAGGGGGCCACAGUCCAUUUCUCUUUCGAAAGUCUGGACCAGGUGGAGUCAGGAAUAGAAGUGCAAGAGGUUGCUGGCUUUGAAUACGGUUCUGAUGAGUCAGGACACGAGUGUGAUUGGGCUUUGUUAAGGCUUGGUGGUGAUCAGAGAUUGCCUGAUGGUCUCUUAGCACACUUUGGAUUCCUUCCCCAAAGUGGUGGGAUUUGCAUCAUUGGGCAUCCUGAAGGUGGUGUGAAAAUGAUAGAUCCAUGCUGGAUUGUUCCAUUGAAUGACUGCAAGCGGUCUGUGGAGAGGCAUCGUUGUGAAAAUGAAAUGCACGCUCAGAUAGUUAUCCAAAUUCUCUUUGAGGGUGUGCCAGAAUCUGUUAGACAGGAUAGACAGGUUGUGACGUACGAUACUUGUUUUUAUUUUGGCUUAUCUGGCUCUCCUGUUUUGGAUGAACACUGCAGUGUCAUUGCAAUGCACACAGGGGGAUUUCACUGCUCCACCGUCCUUUGA